Messenger RNA from Cherax quadricarinatus, 1174 nucleotides. Lineage: Eukaryota; Metazoa; Arthropoda; Malacostraca; Decapoda; Parastacidae. The record is from RefSeq and is a predicted model, not a curated record.
AUGCAGGCUUCCCUGGUUAUGUCUGCACCUCACCAGCAGUUGCCGGCUACCCAACUUGGCACACAGCAACAGGCCACGGUGCGCACAAUGAAGAAAUCCAACCCUCAGCAGCCCCAACAGACCACAACAGCCCAGGAACUUGUGAGCCUUCCCUUUCACAGUGGUACGCAGCUUCUCAACUAUGCUGAUCUUGCACUCGGAGUGAAUGGGAAAGGCAAUUUGGAGCGGCAGGCCCAGAGACCUUUAGACUUAAUAACGCAUUCUUGCAAAGAACUAGGCCUCAAGAUCUCCGCCGAGAAAUCUCUUGCAACGAUGUUCAAGGGGCCAGAUCCUGUGAAUAGAUUACGUAUUCAGGAUAUAGAACAUGAUUGGACAAGCUCCUACCUAUACUUGGGAAUCUACAUUGGUAAAAUGCUGACCUUUCAGAAACAGGCCGAGUAUGUCAGAUCCCGUGCUGUACUCAGACUCAACGCCAUGAGAGGCAUGACGAGGCACUGUGCAGGGCGAGCAAAGAAGUACAUUAUGCAGCACGCUCUUCUAGUACUUUUGACAGUGUUGGCCUUGUCGGGAGUAGUUACGAGUUACUUCUACUGUCAGGGAGGUGCUUAUACUGUAGGUGGACUGGCUGCUCUGAGAGGCCCUGCAUUCUAUGGCAGCUCUUCUUCUCGGCGCCGACGUCAUAGGUUCCACAGAAGGUACCGAGGUCCACACCAGCGCCGCAGCAGAAGACGCUUCGGGCGGGCCAUCCAAAGUGCCUCUGACGAAGAAAGCCUGCUAUUUUCUGCUGUGAGCCAACUCGAUCAUGAAGGCUGCAUUCUGAAGCUGCUGUGUCAUCUCCAGACAAGGAAGGAGGAUGCCCGCUCCCUAGAGGAGAACGUCCUGGUAGAUAUGUUUGCCAGUAUCACUGAGACCUCUCACAACGCCCCCUUCAUCCACGCUCUAUACAUCGGCACCAAGACCCACCACCCCACCGAAUGCGACAGCUACUUUUCCAAGUGUUCACUGAAUCACACACAGCUAUGUGACCUCUUGCAGCAGGCCUGGGGCUGCGGCUUCAACAUCUUCAACGAUCAUUUUCUUCCCUUAAAGUCGAUUUAAAAAAAAAAGGUUGAUAAACGAUUUCUUGUUUUCCCUCUUUGACAAAGUUAAGCUGAAUAUUGACCAGCUUUCUCUC